AUGUGUCUGUCUAAGCAGUGAAGCUGUCCGGUGAGAUGGAUGUGGAGGCUGAUGUGGUCUACCCAAUCACCUGUGGGGACGUGAAGGCCACCCUGGUCUGGAAGAAGUUUGUUUGUCCAGGCAUCAACAUCAAAUGUGUCCAAGUAAGUCUGAUUUAACUCACUUUAGCCAUUUUUUAAACUUAACUCAGUCCUAUCGGAUCAUGAUUUGUAGGUUUCUUAGCCUUGUGAUAUGCACACCAAGGAUGGAACCAUGGAGGUACUGGUUCGUGUUCAUUAGGCACAAAAUGGAAGGCACUACCUGAACUUGUCCAAUAAGAAAUGCUUUUUAAAAUAUUUUUUGUGUACACCGUUUUGCUACGGUGUGCACUAAUGAAAACAACCCAGAUGACAUCUGUCUAUCUGUGUUCCAGUUCAAUGAGCAUCUUAUCAGUCCCAAGGAGUUUGUCUAUAUGGCUGGGAAAUCUACACUGAAAGACUGGAAGAGAGCCAUCCGAGUGAACGGCACUAUGAUCAGGUCUGUGGCUUUGAAAGGAUGCAUACUUGGGUUUGCACAAUACAUUUAUAAUGUGAACCAUAUGGUCCUCCAUGCAAAUAAUGUAGUAUUCUCUUAGUUUCCCACUGCUAAGCAAAGUGGAAAUGUAGAUCAAAAAGUUGCUACAUCCUUUGCGCAUGUAAUCAUUGUGCAGUUCUCAAAUGUGCCACACGAUGGCACUAUGACAUAACAUGAUAUCAGGUGAUUUUAGGGCACUAGUUCAGAAUGGCAUUAGGCACCAAACUGAAGAAAAACAUUUCAAUUGGACUAAAAAAAGGAGGGGCUUCCUGGACUUAUCCAAUAAGAAACGCUUAUUUUUGGCUUUCCGUUGCAAAACCUUUUAAAACGUUUCCCGUUGCGUGCCCUAAUGCCCUAGCACUACACAGCUGAUUGAAAUAACCAACUUAUCAUCAAGCUUUGAUUUUUUUGAAUCAGCUGUGUAGAGCUAGGGCAAAAACCAAAACGUGUACUCAAGGGGGACCCCAGGACUGACUUUGGGAAACCCUGCCCUAAUGAACACAUCACUGCACUUUGUCAGUGAAAAAAAUACUUUCUCUGAUGCUGUCUGGCAGCGAAAUAAUGGUGUAUAAUACAAUUCCCGAUAGGAAAAUCAUGGACUCUGGCGAGCUGGAUUUCUACCAGCACUCCAAAGUGUGCUCCAACACAUGCCGCAGUACCAAGAUUAACCUGGUGGGGACCAGAGUGUCACUCAGAAGCCAGCAGUCCACUGACUACGUCCCGGUCACCCCCUCCGCAGCCGACGGUAAACACACACACAAAUAGACACACGCCUUGAUUCCCUCAAACCCUCUUAUGUGUGAUUUUUUUUUGUAACAUGUUAAGGUAUUCAAAUCUUACGAUGCUGUUGUUCUAGUGAACGGAUCACCAGCCACGUUUCCAACAGAAGUAUCAUCAGACGACACCACGGAAUGGGUCACGGCCAUAGGAGGUGAGUUUGAACUCUGAGUUAUCAUUUUAAAUGUCAAAAGUUUCUAGCUUGCCUUCUUCUUUCCAACUGACCACUAUGCUUAGAAAUGAGGCUAGGUGACCGCUCAAAGUUCAAUAAUCAGACACACAAUCAGGUAAUGGGCCCACUAUUUGUCUAAUCACCUGACACAGUGCUAAAGCACUUAGAUCCAUUGACAAUUAUAAUUGUGACCAUGUUGUACACUGACUCUCUAUUUACUGGCCAUUCACAAGUCUAGCAAUCAGGCUUAAACAGUGCUUUAUCAAACUCUCUGAAUAUCUAUUUGAGGCUAUAUAGUUGAUUGUAUAGAAGCGACUUCAUGGUGUGUGUUUGCAUUGUUCCAGAGGACUCUGUGACGUUCUGGAGGGGUCUGAAGGAGGCGGGGCUGCUGGAGGAGGUGGUGGAGGACUUCCAGAAGGAGAUCCAGGAGGUGCUGAAGAGCAUGCAGGAGCGCAUCACCGAGCCUCCCCUGCAAGUUAACGGUCAGUUUCAUAUUGUUCAUGAGGGAUAUUUCACUCAAAUAUUUUUAUAAAAUGUUUUAAUUACAGUAUUUCACUCUGUAAUAUUGCUAUACUAGCUUGUAUGUUAUGUGCUCAAACAAAAGUGAAACUUAAGCAAGGUCUUUGUUCAGAAGUGUUUCCCCCAUUUAUUGAACAUCAAAUCAAAUCAAAUUUUAUUGGCCACAUGCGCCGAAUACAACAGGUGCAGACAUUACAGUGAAAUGCUUACUUACAGCCCUUAACCAACAGUGCAUUUAUUUUUAAUAAAAAAGUAAAAUAAAACAACAACAAAAAAGUGUUGAGAAAAAAAUAGCAGAAGUAAAAUAAAAUAACAGUAGGGAGGCUAUAUAUACAGGGGGGUACCGGUGCAGAGUCAAUGUGCGGGGGCACCGGCUAGUUGAGGUAGAUGAAGUAAUAUGUACAUGUGGGUAGAGGUAAAGUGACUAUGCAUAAAUAAUUAACAGAGUAUCAGCAGCGUAAAAAGAUGGGGUGGGGGGGCAGUGCAAAUAGUCCGGGUAGCCAUGAUUAGCUGUUCAGGAGUCUUAUGGCUUGGGGGUAGAAGCUGUUGAGAGUAUUUUGGACCUAGACUUGGCACACCUAGGGUGGCUGGAGUCUUUGACAAUUUUGAGGGCCUUCCUCUGACACCGCCUGGUAUAGAGGUCCUGGAUGGCAGGAAGCUUGGCCCCAGUGAUGUACUGGGCCGUACGCACUACCCUCUGUAGUGCCUUGCGGUCGGAGGCCAAGCAGUUGCCAUACCAGGCGGUGAUGCAACCAGUCAGGAUGCUCUCGAUGGUGCAGCUGUAUAAUUCUUUGAGGAUCUGAGGACCCAUGCCAAAUCUUUUCAGUCUCCUGAGGGGGAAUAGGCUUUGUCGUGCCCUCUUCACGACUGUCUUGGUGUGUUUGGACCAUGAUAGUUCGUUGGUGAUGUGGACACCAAGGAACUUGAAGCUCUCAACCUGUUCCACUACAGCCCCGUCGAGUCAUGUGGGAGCUGUUGUUCUGCUGUCCUAAUGCCAUUCUAACUUCAAUCCUGUCUUUUCAUCUCCCUACUCUCUGUGUUGGACCUUGUCUUCUCAGACGCUGUGCUGCUGAACAACAUAGUGCAGAACUUUGGCAUGCUCGACCUGGUUAAGAAGGUGCUAGCCAGUCACAAGAGCCAGAUGGACCACUAUAGGGAGCAGUAUUCACACAGUCUUGUCGGUGAGUUAAAUGCUCACAAUAACAUUCUUCAUUAUUGUGUCUUUGAGUCCUUAUUUUGUGUUUUUUAUGGGGAUUUUCUAGACAGUCUUUACACUCUUUUGUAGACGUCACUCUUUUUGUUGCAGCUGGCUUAAAAGCAGCUCCUUGAGGAAAUAAUGUGAAAUGUUACUGUUUGGCCUUGGUGUGUAUUAAAUUUGACCGCUGUCUCUUGCCGUAGCUCUGGAGCAGCAGUGUGACGAGCACAGGAAACGUGCCAAGGAGCUGAAGAGCAAAUCCCAACACCUCAACAAUGUCCUCAUGACCCUGACCCCCGUGGCCACGCCGCCCACGCCCAAAUGUCCCCGCCUCACCCACGCCGUCUCAGGCCCCACCGUUAUGUCCAGCGCCCCCACCCAGUUCACCCUGCCCCUCACCCAGCUGACGGACCUGCCUGCUGGGUGCAAAGUUCUCUCGAUGGGUGGCGCGGCUGGUGCCGGCCAGCAGACCUACACAGUGCUGACGUCACCCGUGGGCGAGUUGAGGCCAGAUGCCUCCAAUCUGAUGGUACUCUCCUCGGCCACCGCCGUUCAGGAGGGCGCCGCCGCCACCACGGCCUUCAUCAAGAUGGUCAGCCCGGGCUACCAGCUGAUCACGCUGCCUGCCGCGCAGGGCACCCAGCUACAGGGCCCGGCGGGGGGCAUGCUCCAGGACACCCCCACCAUGGUGGCAAUGCCCAUGGGUAACAACGCGCUGCAGGGCACGGUGGCAGCAGUCACAGCAUUGGAAACACAGGUGGACGUUCAGGUGCAGGAGGAGGUGGCACCAGAGACAGAGGAGCAGGAGGCCAAGGAGACAGUGGAGGUGGAGAGUUAGAGAGAUGUACUACUCCUAUAUUAUUAAAGACACAGCAGGAACUGAGGCCCCGUUUGUCCUCAAUGGUUUAAGUGCUGGAACCAAUGCCUGUAUAGGUCUAGUGGUGUUGAACUAUGAAGCACCCAUCUCAGUAAAGCUCUGUAAAGAUGACUUAAAACGAGCAGGGCAUGUAUAACAACGUAUACAUGCAUUGCUCGUUUUACUCUAAGCACCAGCACGUGUGUAU
Messenger RNA from Coregonus sp. 'balchen', 4279 nucleotides. The record is from the annotation of a GenBank genome assembly. NCBI's taxonomy places the organism in Eukaryota, Metazoa, Chordata, Actinopteri, Salmoniformes, Salmonidae.